AUUCGAAUUUGACUUGUCUUUAGUACCAAAAAUCACUCAAGUGAGUUAAAAAUAAUAGGAACUAAGUCGAACUGUUUUCCAUUUAUAUGGGGUCCACAGCGAAUACUGCGCAGCGGCGACGACGGGGGCGACGACGACACAUACAUGUACGCAGGCGAUGGCUCUAGGCAGGUGAUGGCUUUAAGUCCAGGCACGCUGUGUCCAGAUUAAGUGUGUUUGACGUUUCCCACCGUGCUGUUCUAAGCCAAGACGUUGGAAGUCCAAGAUGAAGAGUCUGUCAUCCAUAAUUGUGUGUCUUCUAUUGGGUUGUGCUCCAUACGUCACAGCUAAGUGUCAGCUAGGUCAGGUUGCAAGUGCCUACUGCCAGCACAAUGGGACUCCGUGUUACUGGGUCCACGAGGUGAAGUUCCCCAUCCGGUUUGACUUCACGCCCACGAUCUUCGCGUCACUAGCUGGUAUAGAUGCAAGAUCCGACAGAAACCUCCGACUUCAAGCCCUCGUUUCCAAGGUCACCCAGGCGGGGUUCACGCUGACGUUCAGCAGCUGGGCGGAUACCCAUGUGUACCAUGCCAUGGCAACCUGGAUAGCAUGUGACGAGCAACAGAUUACAGACAAGGAAUCACUAGUUGGGUAAAGCAGACGACACCCAAACAGCAACCGAAAUUUACAUCUGUUUGACUGAAUUGUCUCAUAUAGUUUAUUCGCAAGACGCGCAACCCAAAAGUAAAUAGACAGAAAUUAAAUCAAAUUAACUCGUAGCAGAAUUGAUUAAGCAGAUGAUUUUAGGUAAAGACGCCAGUAGCUUACCGCCAGCAAAGUUACUCUUACUCCAUGCAUGUGUGCGCUAGCAAAGUAAC
Lingula anatina is the source of this 857-nucleotide messenger RNA. RefSeq lists its product as uncharacterized. Lineage: Eukaryota; Metazoa; Brachiopoda; Lingulata; Lingulida; Lingulidae. The record is from RefSeq and is a predicted model, not a curated record. Gene Ontology annotation, molecular function: carbohydrate binding. Gene Ontology annotation, biological process: cell adhesion.